Messenger RNA from Poeciliopsis prolifica (blackstripe livebearer), 1713 nucleotides. RefSeq names its product RIB43A-like with coiled-coils protein 2. The record is from RefSeq and is a predicted model, not a curated record. NCBI's taxonomy places the organism in Eukaryota, Metazoa, Chordata, Actinopteri, Cyprinodontiformes, Poeciliidae.
UGAAGCUGAAGGUGAAGGUGAAGCUGAAGGUGAAGCUGAAGGUGAAGCUGAGAUGUUUCAGGUGGAGUUGCCUCGCGAGCGGAAGGCCAGAGAGAGCGCGGAGCGCCGCCAGAACUACGAGGCGGAAAGACGCCACAGGAUCUUUAAUGAGAAGUUCAGAACCAUCGGGGUGGAUAAAGAAGCUUUAGAUCGGCAGGUGAUCGAGAAGCUGAAACGAAAAUCAGAAUUAAAAAAUCAAGAAGACGCUCAGCAUGCUGAAGUGCAGCAGUACAACCGAGCAGCGGGCCUCCUCCAGAGGCGGCACGAGAAGGCGGACCGCUCGGCGCACCAGGCCCGAGCCGCCUUCUGGCACCAGAACCAGAAUCCUCAGAGCCGCCGCGAGUUCGACCUCAACGACCCGGACGCCCUGAAGAAAACCGAGUCCCAGAUGGUUCUGCCGGGCCUGCUGGGCGAGGACCCGCAGUCCGGCAGCCGGCAGCAGAGGCAGCAGGAGCAGCUGAGGGACUGGCUGCUGCAGCAGCAGAACGAGCUGCAGCAGAAACGGCUGAAGCAGAAGCUCGACGAGAUGCUCGACGACCAGUACAGACAGGAAGUAGGCCGCAGAGCGAUGGAGCUCCAGAACCUGGAGAUGGCGAAGAGAAAAGCCGACCUCAUCGACGACGCAAACUACAACGUAGCAAAGCUUGUGGAGAAAACGAACCGGGAACGGGAGCAGCGUGAGGACAUCGCGCUGAGCGCCCUGAGCAUCCCCCUCUAUCCCGGCGCCAACAGGAAGGAUCCUGCAGAGACGCAGCAGCAGGUCACCCAGUUCCAGCUGCAGCAGGUUCUGGAGAGGAAGAGGCUGGAGAUGGAGAGGAAGCAGAGGGAGGAGGACCAGGACCGGCUCCUGCUGGACUCGGCCCGCAGCGCCAUGAUGCUGGAGCGGCUGCAGGAGAAGCAGAACAAGCAGCUGAGGAAACACAUGGACAGCGUCAACGCCCAGCUGGCCCACAUCCGGCUGCAGGAGAGUCCAGACCUGAAGAGGGGGCGAAUCGACGACAGCUUCUUCACCCAGUUCAACACCUGCACCAGAUGACGCACGACGACGUCACAGCGCCGCGGCGCCAUCAAACAUUAAACUGAAAUAAACCAUUCCCAGUUUAUUUUCACACCAGAACAAAAUGUUUAAAUCAACUUUACUGCUUUGCAUUCAAAUAGUUAAACUAUUGACAAAAUGAGCAACAGAAAAACAGCAAAGAUAUUUAUAGUUUUUAAUUUGUUCUUCAAACAUCAGAUGGAGAAAAAAUGUUCUAGUGAUUCAGCUUUCCAGAGUUCCUCUGAUUAUUCAUGGAGAAUCUUUGGAAAAGCCAGAAUAACGUCUGAUACUCCAACAAUAAUCAUUCAUGACCGAAGCGGAAAAACCCGAAUACUGAAGAGGUUAAAGGAGAAAUCAGCAGCGGCUGCAACCAAUCAGCUCAUGUUGACCCUGUAUAAGGGAAUGGUGAAGACAGACACGGGAAACAGACACGGACACGACGUUACUUCUUUCACUUCCAGUGUUGUAAUGGAGGAACAGAAGUAACGCGUUCCACUACCCCGAGUCAGACCAGACCAAUCGAGACACGAUCAGUAAACAGACAAAACUAAUCGAGGCACAAUCUGUAAAUAAACUCUCAAAAUUUUGGAUUUCUUAUUAAUAACAUGAAAUGCGUAUUAUUCAUAUUAAUAACAUUA